UCUCUCACUCACUUGGUCUACCGUCGUUGAACGUUUCGGUCACGCGAAGAAAAACCGGCUCGUACCUGACGAGGAACCGCGAAAAUUUUCCUCCCUGUUGCAGUGGGGGUGGUGAAGUGUUCCAGCAGUCAGUGAAAUUAGUGCAUGAGAUAAAAUCUCCGUUCGGUUCGUUGGAGUUUCCAGUGUUUUACGUGCGAGAAGUUAACUUCUUUCAGGCGCUAAUAAAAAGUGAAACAAAGCGAUAAAUCCGACAGUGAAGCUCCUAAUAACUCAGUGGAAAUGAUGCAACUUUCGGUACCAAUAUAGACGAGAAGAAAAACUAACAAAUCCAGUUGAGACAUCAUCAGUGCACAGGGAAAACAAUAGUGUGAUAAAUUGAGAUGAGAAAAAAGUACAUUACAAGAGUGGGCGGCAGAAGUAAAAUGACUCCGGGCCAGUUACUUCCUCUGUUGCUGCUGGUAAUACACGCCAGUUACUGUGCCGCUGUAGCAGAAAGUGAUGUUUCAUUGGCGUUGAAUAAGGAUUACGUAGGCAAGAACAUCUUACCGGAUUUGAGCGAGAUCAGCUUGGAUUCCGUGCCCGAGUCCCAUCGGAACGCAGCAGAGCAGUUCAAAGCCCUUUGGGAGGAGCAUCUGACCGGGGUGAAAGACUAUGACGUAGUUAAAGAUAUUCCGUUCACGUUGAUCGUUCCGGACAAGAUUGAUCGGGUGGCGCUCGAAGGGAACGAGCCACGUGCGCGGGAAUUCCUGCUGGAACACGUCAUUCCCGGUGCGCUCAUGGAGAUGAAGCCUCGCAACGUUUACGGGAACAUGAAUCAACACCCGGUGGGGGUGAACCUGACCUGCGUGAAUAUGCUGAUGGGCUACGUGCUGCGGUAUAUGGUGAACCAGGAGACGAAAUACGCCACCCGGCACAACGUGAGCGACUCGCUGACGAUGGUUUUCAUCGAGGGCAAUUUGACCGAGAAUAAGGCGUUCAACACGAACAAGCUGAACAAGCGGAACAUUCAGGAGAAUAACAGGUACAACGAACCGCAGCGAUUGGAAAUGAAAAAUGCCACCAAAGAGCUGGCCGCCAACAAGGAGAACCGCAUCGGUCAACAGUUGAUGAACUUUCUGGCCAGCAUGAAGUCCGGCACCAAGGUGUUCCAGCACUUCCUGUCCAAUAGCAAUCUGAGCCAGCUGGUGGACGACGGUUCGUACAUGGUGCUGAUUCCUUCAGACACGGCCUUCCAGCGGUGGCAUCCGAUCGAUUGGGGCUUCUACCCGUUCAGUGUGCAGGAAUUCACCGAAAGUGUCCUACGGAACCAUUUCAUCAAGGUGGGGCUGCCACUGCGGAUGGCCGACCUCAGAGGGGCGUCCGGAGAGCAGAAAUUCAAAACUCUCGGAGGAGAGUACGUCGUACUUAGAGGAAAACCUACACCAACCGCUAAUAAUGUCUCGAUCAUCUAUGACUACACGCUUUCGAACCGAAUUGAAGUUUUUGUAAUAUCCGAGGUGCUGUUUGUUUCCGAAGCUGUCGUGUCUAAACUUCAUCAGAUGCAUAAAGACAAGGAAACUCCGCCUCUAUUAGCUUUCCCGUGGUUCGGUGCCCAAUUUCUGUCUCACUCAUUCUUAGCGCUGGAACGGGAUAAUCGUUUCACGCAGAUAACUCGCUUCCUGAACACUGCAGAAAUCGCCCAGUUCAUAUCUGGAUCCAACUAUACCUUUUUCGUGCCAACAGAUGAGGCUUUCGAACGAUACAGUUUCGAUAUCCUCCCGGAUAAUGUUCUGGCAUCGGAGAAAGGAGUGAAGUUACUGUUGAACCAUUUCAUCAAAGGUCGCUUAUACGAUCGGGACUUGAAGGAUGGAGAGGUUCUAGAAACGAUCGGCGGAACUCCGGUGAAAAUUCAUCGAACUUUCGACAACAACGUUACCGUCAACAGCGCCAGAAUAGUUGAAUCGGAAGUAUUCGUCUACAACCUGGGAACGAUGUUCUACGUGAACGAUGUGCUCUACCCAGAAUUGCUUAAAGCGGAAGUGACUGCUUUAACCGAAAUGAAGAAUACAGAUAAGAAUAUUCCCGAGGAUACUGGAGACGUCUUCACCACGGAACCGAAUCAAGUUGAACCAUCUUCAUCGACGACUCAUCGAACAGCCUUCUACACUACGAGUGCCGACGUGGAGAUUGUACCGUUGGAGUUUACCGAACAAAACGGAAGUGAAGAUGAUGUUCUGCUACAGGACGACGAAAUCAUUACGCCUAAGGCGUUGCCAGUGAAAUAUUACUAUUCACCAAAAAAGUGAAUGACUCAAGGUGCGACCGAACAUAAGGCGAGGAUUCCGGUUCGGGUCAAAUAAGCAUCGUAGGCCUCAAAGCUAUCGUUCUGUUUGAAUGCUCCUUAGUGAUGCGUAGUGUAAGCUUAAGCUCAAUGGUUUUCAUAGUGAAAUCAAUCUAAACCUUAGAGUACAUUCCAUUGUGAAUCAUUCAAUCAAUAAGAAAAAAACUCAUUCUCCCAUUUUGCUAGAUGUGUUACGAUUAUCAUCUUGUUGUGACCACACAGAUAUCUAUGAAUGAAUGGUCUUCCUGGAAUUUACACACAAAACCGUCGGUCUUUUGAUAGAAAUGUUUCGAAAUUUAUGCUACUAAAAGAGUAGGUAAUAGUUAUUGGAACGUUAAUUGGAAAUAGAUCCUAUUGCUUCAAUAUUUUUUUGGCGCAAGUAGACCGGAAUGAAGGAAAGCAUAUGCAUUUUACGGUAGUUCGCUGUUGAAAUAAAAACAAAUACAAAAAGAUACAUAACACGUUCAAAUAGAACAGAGCAGAUCUACUGACUAGUUGUUUUAACUGUAAGAUCAUCUCUUGUAAUCUCAUUAGCUGUUAAGGUGGAGUUUUCCCUCAAAAUGAGUAUUUAUUGAACUAGUUUCCGUUUUCGUUUCUGUUAGUGCAAUGAGUUUUAAACAUCGGAAAGUGUCGAUUACAGCAGAGGAUUGGAUAGCUAUUUUUUUUUUUUCUCGAAAGUUUGGUAAGAUUGGAAAGA
This is a messenger RNA of Aedes aegypti (yellow fever mosquito), 3017 nucleotides long. RefSeq lists its product as uncharacterized. The coding region runs from base 381 to 2285 and encodes 634 amino acids. Gene Ontology annotation, biological process: extracellular matrix organization; cell adhesion. The record is from RefSeq and is a predicted model, not a curated record. NCBI's taxonomy places the organism in Eukaryota, Metazoa, Arthropoda, Insecta, Diptera, Culicidae. Gene Ontology annotation, molecular function: cell adhesion molecule binding. Gene Ontology annotation, cellular component: extracellular matrix. The transcript has 6 exons.